UUCGAAAAGCUUGCGGGGUGGUCGAGGGAAGCGCGAGACCGAAAUAGAGAGAAAGAAAGAAGAGAGCGAUCGAACGUAUACGUGCAUCUGUAGGUAAAGGCGGAGAGCGAGGUAGAGAUAGAUUACACGAACUUCCGUAACUGAACGUCUCGCGGGGGCUCGUAUACGUUUACGCGGGGUCGAGUACAGCUGAAAAAAAGGGCGUGGACAGAUAUUAAACGAGCUAAAUAGUCUGAACCGUAAGCGUACGCUAAAGACACAAUGGGUAAGACGCCAAAGAAGGCGGCCCCUGGGGGCGAUGAGAGGAAUUUGUACAAUCGGAGGCUCAAGGCAACGACCGCGCCGUCGAAUUCUUCUGAAACUAGCUUGCACAAGAGACAACGCGAGUACGAGAUUUUGAACAGACUUAAACUGAACGUGUUAAAGAAAAUACCACCUGGACAGUGCAAAAAUAUCGAUGAAGUGAGACUUCGUGGGACUUCGUCAAAAUUGCCUGUUAAAAAACUCGGUAGGCCGCCAACGAGCUCCAAGCAAAAGAAAUCAUCUCUUCCGGACAAAGGUGAAGAGACGACAUCCAAAAGCAUGCAGCCGGAAUCAGAGGAAACGGAAGUCAAACUUGAUUCACGAAAGGAGGAUACUAAGAAGGAGAAUGAAGUUAAAAAUAACGAGGCCCCCGGGAAGGAGGAGAUCGAUGGUACUCCUUCGGAACCUGUCUUGAACUCCAUAGGAGAGGAAGGUUCGUUGAAUAAAGGGACAGUGAUGGAAGAAAGAACCGAGUCUCAGGAAAAUGCAACGUACGCGAAGCAAAUGCAUUCCAAUAAAGACCAAGAUACGGAGGAAUGCGCAGAUGACGUGAGCUUACGCUUUGAGCCUGAAGAAAAUGUCUCGAACUUGAACUCGAACGAGGAGAAAGUUAACGAGAACAAAGAUCUGAGAGAAGAGGGUAGCGAGAUGAGUGUGUCCACGGCGGCAACGGAAGUAACGAAAGAUGGCGGGAACGAGAAAGAAGAAGUACCGAGCGAGUCUCCGACCGAUACGGAGAGCUAUUCCGCGGAAGUCAUGGAAAUCACAACGUCGGAAGUGUCCGAGGCCUCGGAAACCGCUUCGCAGAACGACGUUUCGAAGGAGAAGGAGAAAUGCGAACAGAGCCUUAACAAGGAUCUCUCGUCCGUAUCGUACGAUCCUUCGAUAAUGCUGAAGGACGUGCAGAUCAAGCUGAACGAUUGUCUGAAGGAGAAUACGAAAGUGGUCGACACGAGUACUUCGAGCGUCCCGAGUACUCCGAGCCAACUAAAGGACGCUUCUUUCGGGAAGACUCUGAGGAAUAUUUCUGGGAGGCGUUCUCUGACCAGAAUGCGUCACGUCACGGUACGCGACCGUAGGUACUCGCCGAGCGAUUCGAUGUUCGUCAACACGUCCAGUGCGUCGCUGGCCCCGGAGGAGACGUCGGAUUUCAAGAUCAUGCGCUACCACCACACCGCUCUGGACCUGAGCACGAACGGUAGCCCGGCCGAGAGGAAACGGAAGCUCGAGCUCGAGGAAUGGUCCGCUAGCACGAAGAAACCGAAAACGGAGCCAGAGUAUAGCUUGCUGAACAGCUCGAUCACUUUACUGAAAGGAUUUCGCAGGCCCAUACAAGUAUCUACUCCGGUCUCGGAGCUGAAGUUCCAAUCUGGUAAACUGGAACUGAGCGACGAGAGCAAGUCGUCGAACGACGGCAAGAAAUGGUGCGCGAUCAUGUAAAUUGACCGAUUCGAGUCGCGUUGUCGUGAUACAUGAAAGAAGAAUUUUAUAUAUUUUUGCACGCUAGAAUGUGGUUAGUGCCAUGCCACGCAUUUGGAUAAAUAAUUCAUUUUGUCGUAUUCACGUAAAAACGAAUUUCUCUUUCGUUUCUGUAUCGAUUAUUUUCAUCUUUUUUUUCUUUCUUGUUGCACCAAGAGAAGACGUAUAUGGCACUUCAUUCUUCCUAGAAUGUUUCCUCUACUCGUACAUACGACGUAUCAUGCGAUUAUUGACAGAGGCUCAUAAAAAGACAUCGUUUGUUCUCAAUGUUUGAACUUUUAGAUCUUGAUCUUCGUGUACAGGGAUCCGCGGUACAUUGGACCUAGGUCUUUCUCCAAGGUAAUCAAGAAGCUAAACUUCACCGUUGAAAAAAAUGAAACUUAAUAAAACUCCUUCUUUCACUUCUGUUCGAUAUUUACCAUUUCCAAGGAAGACUGGUCCGACGUACCGCGCGUAACUACCUGUACAUACUAUGUAUAUUGUGCAUUAUGUCUUAGAUUCGUCAUUAGCGGUCGAGUAUAUAUUUUAUACGACCAACAAAGUGUAAUUAUAGAAACGUGUAACGAUAAAAAGUCCCCUUUUUCUCGGUCAUUCGAUGUAGCUACUCCACGGGAAAUCGACUUAUCGUUAGUAUUUACCGGGACGAUCUAUUUUUCAAACACUCAACAAUAUUUCUCGCGUGCAACUUACUCUGAAUCUCGAUUGUGUAGAUACGCUGUUCGCGUCUUUAUUAAUUAUCAACGUAUUAUUAAUUGUAUUACUGCUUUUUUGUCUCUUCGUUCGUGUCGAAUUUUAACGAAAAUUGUUUUACUUUUGACAUUUAAUAUGGAUUCAAUUUUUUUUUAUUCUUCGUAGACGUUAAGAGUACUGGUUUCGGCAUACAAGAGGUAAUUGUUCGACAAAGGGUAUACGUUUACCCUACGCGUCUUUGUUUGCCGAGACGAUUCUAGAGCUUACCUAUUUUUCAUCGCGAGUUUUAAACUCCAGCGAAAGAUUCGGCAGACUCGAUGACAAUUUUACGUAUUUUUAUUAAAUCGUUACGCCACUAGCUUGCAUUUUACACGGGGAGUCUCGAAGUCGAGUACGAUUUUCUUUUUUUCAGAUUCUUUACGAAUCCUCCAGAUUUGCCCUCCGUCUUUCGCUGCUGUUCAUCGUCACUACCGAUUCGCGAGGAGAAUCAAACGUUUAUCGACUAAGUCUAGAUGUAAAUAAUCGACGCUCUGGACAGAAUUCGCAUCGAUCUUGCCGCGUACGAAUCUGUCGAGCGUGUCGACCAAAGGCGAUGCAAAAAUCUUUGUUCUGUUGUAUUACGUUCACUCAUUACACUGCACACAAACACGUAGGCGUACUCAUGCACACAAGGUGUACCAUACUCCCGAGCCAUUCAUCUUCCACGUAGAAAUUACGUACGCUUGGCUUUCUUCGGGAUCGUUUGAAACGAGCGCAACAAUAGCUCUGCGUCUUUUUUUAUACUCGUUACACUCGAGCGUUCGAACGAUGUACGAAUGAUGUAUAUAGACAAACAGAUUUGAUAGUAAAUCCUUGGAAAUUCGAAAGACUGGUCAUUACGGUACUUCGACCUCGGCCCUGCCUGCCUCUCCCGCCUUUCCCAAGUUAUUACACCUAUACGACGCUACGUCGAAGCUGCAGGUGCGAACGACUGCAAUCAGGUCAGUCGCUUCGAUGCUAUCUGCCUGCAGAACAAGCGCGUCGACCCGGGGGCUAAUUAACUUGCAUUCCUCGCGAGUUCACCCGGGGCAAUCUCGAGAUGUUUAGAACGCGCAGCGUUUCGCAUUCGUUCGGCUUCUGCAUAGUUAGUCGGCAGAAGUCAAUCAAAUUCCAAGUGCAUACUCGCGGAGAAUGAGUUCCCGGAGAGUCUGGGAACAUCGGUGUGUUAAAAACCAUUUAUGCUAAUUCUAAUCUCUGGUCCGUCUAAAAACGCCGUCGUUCAGACUCCGAAAGUUUCUCGGACGUCGUACGAAGAGACUCUUUUGAGAGCGACUGUUUAAGCACAGCAGGCAGGGAGGGCUCGUUAAGAAUUUAUCGCAAGUCCGCGUCAAUCGUCGUUUUAAUAGCGACUUUAAAACUACCGUAUUUCCCUGAACUCAUUUCCGUCGGCAAUCGUUUCCCUUAAUUGUAAGUUCCCGUCGAAAAUGACCGAAUGCAGAAUUGCACUUUUAGAAACGUUCCAGCGAAUGCAAAGAACAUCGGCCCAAGCGUUAAUCCCGAGGCUGUGAUGAUACGUCCCAUUAAGAAAUCUCAUCUUCGACCUAGCUCGUUUAUUUCCUGAAGUCAUACCGUCUCAUUAAAGAUUUUCAUAGAA
Molecule: messenger RNA, 4105 nt
Organism: Ceratina calcarata
Lineage: Eukaryota; Metazoa; Arthropoda; Insecta; Hymenoptera; Apidae
Product: actin cytoskeleton-regulatory complex protein pan1
Exons: 3
Coding region: 262-1743 (493 amino acids)
Source: RefSeq, a predicted model, not a curated record